UUGGACGCGGUGUUUAGUUUACGCGGGAGUGUUGAUGUUUGUGUUAUGACAGUGCUAUUGAGGCCUUGACUCUGGACACCUGGAAGAUAAAUGUAUACAGUGCUAUAAUGGUCACCACAGCAAGAGCAAGCGGCGCGAAAUGCAACAUGGAAGCUCUGGGUCAAAUAUUCUUGGACUGUCAGCAUUCAGUUACUUCACAGCCCAAGCUUAUUAAGAAAAUUAUCACCUUAUACUUAAAGAGUGACUUCAAGCAAUUUGUUGAGGAGUUUACCAGACUGCUGAAGUGUGCUUUGGUAUAUGGAGACAAGCAGCCUGCCAUAGAGAGAACCCUCAGCUUUGUUGUCAAGUUUGCCACAGCAGAGAAGACUGAACAAAAUGCAGGGAAAGAGAAAGACAGUGGAGAUGAGGAUGAAGAAGAGGCUGAUCCUUUGGAAAACCUUAUUGUAUUUCUUUUAAAGAAUCAUGAAGCAAACAGUGCUGCGGUGCGGCUAAGAAUAUGCCAGCUACUGAGCAUGUUGCUGAGACAGAUGGGAGCCAAGGCAGUCAUAGACAAUGACUUGUAUGAUCUCAUUUAUGACGCAAUGCUCCAUCGGCUCCAAGACAAAAUUCCAGGAGUUCGUAAGGAGGCUGUCUUGGCCCUCACUCGACUCCAGGACCCUUACAGCCGAGAUUGUCCUGUUAUAGAAGCUUACUGCUUUCAUCUGUGUAAGGAUCCCAAUUAUGAUGUUCGUCGUGCAGUGCUGAAUAAUAUUGCCAUCACUUACCAAACCCUGCCUGCCAUUCUGGACCGCACCAGAGAUGUCAGGGAGUUGGUGCGCUGCCAGGCAUAUAUAAUGAUCUCCCAGAAGAUCCACUUGAAGUCCUUGACCAUUGCCCAGCGUGUGAGGCUCCUCUCUGAGGGUCUGAAGGAUCGUCAUGAAAUGGUGCGGAAUGCUGUGAAGAAAAAGUUGAUUCCUUCAUGGCUGCGCUUAUUGGAUGGCAAUGUCCUGGAUCUUCUCACCUGCCUUGAUGUUGAGGCAUCAGUCAAGGAGGCAGAGCUUGUCCUCAAGACUAUAUUUGAGCUUAUACCUUUCCCUGACCUUCUUAAAAACAUUGGAUUGACAAAGCAGCAGCGACUGAUCAGCCCCAGUGAACUGCAGCCAGAGUCUGCCCUCCUCUGGAGAUGUCUUGCUCAGCACCUGAGGGAUGAAGGUGCUGAAGAGGCACUAGAGGAGAUUCUUCCUGACCUCACUCAGUUCUGCUCUUACUUAAGUGGUUUUGUACUGACGGAAGUUAUGGGUGGGGAAGACGAGCAGGAUGCAGCCAUCCAGGUCAUGCAAAAGGAGUUCAUCACAAACCAGCUCAUAUCCAUCGUUCUUGUGUAUGACCUAUCAGAUGAGGCUGGACGCCGAUCCUUGGACCAAAUGGUACGAAAUCUGCUUGUAUCUGACAAGAUUGGAGAGUCUCUGGUCAAAGGCCUUGUGGAAAUCUUCAGCAAGCUUCACUCACUCAGCACCAGGAUUAACCAGCUUGCUGAGAUCAUUUCUGAGAUACGAGAGCCACUCUGCAAGACUGUUGAGGUGCCAAUGACCGAGGAGGAAGAAAGAAAGAAAAAACUAAAGGUUGCAAGCUUGAAAGUGAAGAUAAAUCAAGUACGGGAGGAACUUCAGAAGAGUAUUUUGGAUCUAGAUUUGGAGAAGGCUCAGUUACAAAAAGAUGAAUUGCUAGAACUUGAGGCCCAGUUGUCCCAGCCUUGUCAACCAGAACCAUCUACUGAAGAGAUCACUCAAGAGCCCCGUAAUGACUCAGCCACUCUCAUCAAGUGUCUGACCAUCUUCUGUAACAUAGUAGAAUGUUCACAAGUGGAGGAGCUAACUCCAGCCCUGCAGACUUUGCAUGAUGGUCUGAUUUUGGGAUGUCUACGUUCUGAAGACCCAGCUGUGAGGAACUCUGGAGUGCAGGCGCUUGGACUUUUAUGUCUUCUUUCCAAAGACUUAGCAAAGCAACACAUCACUCUUCUUAUGCAGGUGUCAAAGAUUGAUGUUGAAAAGAUCCAACUUACUGCUUUGCACUGUAUUGUUGAUUGUCUUCACUUGUAUGGCAUUGAGGAGUUUGCUGAAGUUGCUGAAGAUUUUCCUCAAACUCCCUUGGUAGAGGCUCCUGAAAAAGAUGUUAAAGAAGAAUGUGUGGAAGAUGGGGGUGCCAUUAUUGCGGCUUUGUGUGAUAGGCUGGAUGCUGAGAGCCUUGAAAUAAGGACAUUAGUGGUGGAAGGACUGUGCAAGUUGUUGUUGUCAUCUCGCAUUACAUCAUCUAAGUUGUUGUCCCGUCUUAUCUUGACAUUCUACAACCCAGCAACAGGAGAUGACAGCUUUGUGCGCCACAUUCUGGGGGUGUUCUUCCCUCUGUAUGCUUCUGAAGAUGGAAGCAAUCAGGAGAGUCUCUGUGAAGCUGUGAUGCCCACCUUGCAGACACUACUGCAUGCUCCAACGCACUCUCCAUUAGCCAGUGUAGAUAUAGAGAAUGUGACCAGCUUUUUGAUAUCCAUCACUAGCCCAACCAUUCUUUCUGAGGAAUGUCAAGAGAAAGUAAAUGUCCAUGACACAUUGGUGUUCACUCUGUGCUCUGAGGUGCUGACCAAUCCAGCAGGAUAUCUGGCCAAGGUGUUCAUCCGUUGCCUCAGCAAUCUCAACCUGACACCAACAAACUUUUCCACUCUACGCCAGCUUGAUGUGCUUGUCACUAAAGUUAUUAAGGUAGUUGAAGGAAAAAGUGCCCAGAAUUCCAUAAAGCGUUUGCAGCAAAAGAUUGAAGACUUCCUAUCCAACGCUCCUGAUGGUGAAGCAUCAAAGGAAAAUACAGCUGAUGAAGGUGAAGCAAGUGCAGAAGAAACCAAAGAUGGAGAACCGACUACAGAUAGAACCGACACCACCACAAUAAGAAGAAAGAGAAUGUUGUAUGACCAGACUGUAACUGAUCCUGCCUUGUUCUCUUGUGAGGGUGAUUCUGAGACAGAAGGAAGAAGCCCCAGCAAGAGAAUAGCACACAGCCCCUCCAUUGACAACUUGGAUAAUGAUUCAGUAACUUUUGGUUCUUCAGUGAUUACCAGUACUCAGAUCAAGAUUGUUGAACCAGAAACACAAGUGGAAUCAAGUGGAAGUGUGACUGCUGCCUCAUCUGAAAUUGACACUGAACUAGAACUGAGCCAAGCAGAGGAGGCAUGCUCAGAAGGGCAAGUGAAAUCAUCUCAGCAGGAAUAUACUGUAGCUGCAAGUACAGAGGUACUCAGCUCUGGAGAUGACAGGUCACAUCUUCAAAAUAGAAUAGCGAAGAGUGCUUCUUUGUCAAGUGAAGAAAUAGUGGAGUCAAGCAGUGAGGAAGAACCAACUCCUGCUAAAGUCCCUCAUCUCACCAGAUCAUCUCAUGGGUCAAGAAGAAGUAGUAGAAAAAUAGUAGUGGAGGAAAGUGCAUCAGACUCUGGUGAGUUUAAUGAAGCUGCUAAGGGUCGACGAAAGAUCAAGUCACUUCCAGUGAGUCCCUAUUAUGUUAGCAGCAGUAAUAAUAGUAGUGACUCUAGGCCUCAGGAUGCAGAAAAGCCUGUUGAUACUAGAUCAAAUUCUAACAGGAAAAGAAGAAAGAAUGCACCAAGUGAAUUAUUAAAAUCUAGUUUUCCAUCUGUAAUGACAUCAGAUGGGAGCAUCUCUGAUUCCAGUGCAAGAAGAACCACACGCAGUAAAUCAAAAGGGACUCCUGGUAGCAGUAGUACUACCAGCAGUCCAGCUUCUAGCAGCAGUGUGUUUUCUGCUACUCAGAGUCUGAACACAUCUGGAGAGGAAUCUGCAUCUUCAAUGGUCAUGCGUACAAGGCAUUCCAAAAAAUCUGACACUCCACGAACUAUUAGUAAAUUGCAGAAAUCUAAUUUAAAAGAACAGGAAACAUUAUCUUCUCGUAGAUCUUCAAGGAAUAGGAAGAGUAAGUAAGGCAUUAUAUUGCAAUGCAUUACUUUACCUUUCACUACAUUACACACAUGCACAUACUGUGUGUGUGUGUGUGUGUGUGUGUGUGUGUGUGUGUGUGUGUGUGUGUGUGUGUGUGUGUGUGUGU
Messenger RNA from Portunus trituberculatus (swimming crab), 4080 nucleotides. It is a transcript of the gene Cap-G, whose product is annotated as condensin complex subunit 3-like. Gene Ontology annotation, biological process: mitotic chromosome condensation. Gene Ontology annotation, cellular component: condensed chromosome; condensin complex; cytoplasm. The record is from RefSeq and is a predicted model, not a curated record. NCBI's taxonomy places the organism in Eukaryota, Metazoa, Arthropoda, Malacostraca, Decapoda, Portunidae.